Molecule: messenger RNA, 2257 nt
Organism: Bemisia tabaci
Lineage: Eukaryota; Metazoa; Arthropoda; Insecta; Hemiptera; Aleyrodidae
Source: RefSeq, a predicted model, not a curated record
UAAUUGAGACCUUUGAGAAAGUAAAUUUAACAAUAUCAUUCAGGUCCUCGGGGUAGUCCCUUUGACGCUUUUCAAAAAUUUGGAGCUGGCAUGGACCCUAUGAGGUACAGGUAUUUGCACGUUAGCCAUCCAAAAUUUAGCCAAGUGUCCUCUUUAUUUGUGUUUCAGCAUAAGGGAUCAAGAAAAUCUUCUGUCGUUCCUUUAAAGAAGCGUAAAAGAGGAUCGACGUUUAAUGAGACGACCAUAACAAAGCCUGUUCAACAGGUGCAAAAUUCUGAGCCCCGUUCAUUUCAAGAAUUGUCAUUAAAGGAUUUCUUACCAAGUUCCGAAGAGAAUAUUGUAACACCAAUUCCUGAGGAUAGGUCAUCAAACCAAAAUUCUGUUGAUGUCCACGUUUUCAACCGCACUGAAACGGAGGUAACAGGUGAAAAUGUUCCUCCCAAAAUCCUUAAUGUUGGCCAAAACACCACCGUUUUAGAAACAAGCGUUGAUCUCUCGUGUUUCGAGAAAUUAAAUCAUAAUCAGAUCUCAACUCCUAAGACAAGUAGAGUGUAUCCCUCUGCCUCUGGAAAAUUAGAAUCAAGGAGAGCACCUAAUAAUCUCGCUCAGCAACUUAAAGAAGGAUUCACGCCUGAUAAGGAAGCCAAGACGAACCCUACUAAGCAAGUACCAUCUGCUAAAUCUCAAGUAUCUAAAGAUGUAUCAUUGAAACAAUUUUUUACAACUUUCAAAAAGAGUGUUAAUUCUGACAUUGUUCUGCACAGCUCAUCGCAACCAGACACCGUUGAUAGACAAACUUCUCUGAAAGAUUUGAUCUCAAAUAAUGACUCUGAAAAUGAUAUAACUGCUUUAAGCGUUGGGCUAAAAAGCUGUAGUAAUCCCCUUAACAGAGCAGACGUAGAAACUCAUGCUUCUGAAAAAUUGGAAAAUAAUGUAAAUCGACUUCCUCCUAUUGAUGGAUCAUCACUAGGUUCUUCUGAAUUUAACAUUUGCAAACGCAAUGUCUCUCUAAAAGAUGCAAUUGUCAACUCUUGUCCCAACGGGGACUUGGGCGUGCAUAUUAUUCAAGUCAGUAGUACAGUCAGUUCUCAAUCAGUUCCAACAUUCUACACUUCUAAUACGAAUCCUAAAAUUUUUGCAACCAAUACAACAAUGCAGCAUAAUUUUUCAACAGCUGAAGUCAAAAAGGCAAGUGUCAACUGCUCUCCUAACGAGACCUGCGGCACAAAUUUUGGUUCACUCAGUUUUCAAUCACCUACAACAUCCAGUAAUCCUGAUACUAAUUGUCAGUUUGUUGAAAGCAAUGAAACAUCGCAGCAAAAUAUUUCAACAGCUGAAGCCGAAAAAUCUCAAAAUUCUCAUAAAUCCAACUCUCCACCUUCAUCAUUUAAUACAGAUGCACAUUCCAGCCAUCAACAUACACCAUGUACUGUAAAAAAUGUCACCAGACAAAGUUCUCCGCAACAAAAUCUGAGUGACACUCUGAGUUUUGACUCGCUUAGUGAGGAUUGGGUUAAAUCUCUAUUACAGGAAUCAGUUGAUGGUGAUGGAGUUAUCGAAUGGUUUCAGAGGCAUGGUUCUUUACCCGCAAGUAAGAAAAAUAUAUUAACCAAACUAGUAAUUCAUCAUGAACUAAAAAGUGAUCGCAGCAAAAUAAUCAUGCCCCAAAGGUUCUCUGCCAUGGCAAGAGCCAUCACUAAAUUCUUUCCAUGUGAAACAGAGGAGACGUACUACAUCCCUCCUCGCAAAAAUACAUUGAAUCAAACUUGCAGGGCUAAAGGAAAACUUUACAAUAAUUGGCUAAAUAAACGAAGAAUGUUCCGAGCGGAAAAUAUAAUAAUCGGAGGAAGAAAUCUGGAUCCGUUGCGGGAAUCAUCUGAUAGCGACAAUGAAGCUAAUGACGAUCAGUGUCCGGAGGAGGACCUAAGUUGGACGAAAAAUCAUUCUGAGCCCCUUGAGGAAGCUAUUGAGAAAUUUAGAGUCACUUGCUCCAAAAGAAUAAAAGACUUCAUUCGAAAAGUGGGAAAGAAGAGUAUUCUGGAAUUUCUGCUGCUAUUUCCAGCUUUCGGGAAAGAAACCGGAUUCGUUUUGAUUUGCAAAGAUUUCGAGACUAUUUACCCAGGAAAAGGUGAUCUACUUCUAAAAAAUUGGGACAAAUUUUCGACCAAGAUAAUCCGGCAUGCCUCAGUCUUAUGGCAACAAAGCAAAGAUUUUAAAAGGCUCAUUGAGUCUAUGAGGAUUAACUUGAAUGCUGAAG